This is a messenger RNA of Xenopus tropicalis (tropical clawed frog), 1975 nucleotides long. RefSeq names its product phosphatidylserine synthase 2 (gene ptdss2). Lineage: Eukaryota; Metazoa; Chordata; Amphibia; Anura; Pipidae. Gene Ontology annotation, molecular function: L-serine-phosphatidylethanolamine phosphatidyltransferase activity. Gene Ontology annotation, cellular component: endoplasmic reticulum membrane. Gene Ontology annotation, biological process: phosphatidylserine biosynthetic process. The record is from RefSeq and is marked provisional.
GCUUCCUCCAGCCGAGGGCUUCGGCCGCCGCGACGUCACAGGUCACGUUGGUUGGGGCCCCACGUGGUCUGGCGAAAGCGGCUCCGCCCCGCGAAUGUUUUGUGAGCUGCUACCUGUGUGAGGAGCCAGUUCAUAUGCGAGCCGGGAGGUGCCGGGGAGAGGCUGCGGGACCAUGCUGCGUUCCGAUGUGAGGAGAGUCGCCGCUGGAAGAAAAGCUUCCCUGGACGGGCUGUACUGCGAGGAACUGGAGGUCCGGGGAAACAGGAACCUGGGAAAUAAGUUCUCUCACAGAGGGGAGCUCCGCAGGAGCACGGAGUCGGAGGUGUUUGAUGAUGGCACCAACACUUUCUUCUGGAGAGCUCAUACGUUGACCGUGCUAUUUAUCCUCACGUGUUCACUUGGAUACGUCACCUUACUCGAAGAAACGCCUCAAGAUACAGCAUACAAUGCAAAGAGAGGUAUUAUUGCCAGCAUAUUGGUUUUCCUGUGUUUUGGAGUUACGCAAGCUAAGGAUGGGCCAUUUUCAAGACCACAUCCAGCCUAUUGGAGGUUCUGGCUAUGUGUCAGCGUGGUGUAUGAGCUUUUCCUCAUCUUCAUUCUUUUCCAGACUGUUCACGAUGGGCGGCAGUUUAUGAAGUUUAUCGAUCCCAAACUGGGUGUACCGCUACCUGAAAGAGAUUAUGGUGGGAACUGUUUAAUUUAUGACCCUGGCAACAAAACAGACCCUUAUCACAAUCUCUGGGAUAAAAUGGAUGGCUUUGUUCCAGCACAUUUUCUUGGCUGGUAUAUAAAAACACUAAUGAUAAGAGAUUGGUGGAUGUGUAUGAUCAUCAGUGUCAUGUUUGAAUUCUUGGAGUACAGCUUGGAACAUCAGCUGCCAAACUUCAGUGAAUGCUGGUGGGAUCACUGGAUAAUGGAUGUGUUGGUGUGUAAUGGAUUUGGAAUCUAUUGUGGAAUGAAGACCCUGGAAUGGCUGUCCAUGAAACCCUACAAGUGGCAGGGGCUUUGGAAUAUCCCCACUUACAGGGGUAAAAUGAAGAGAAUCGCCUUUCAGUUCACACCUUAUAGUUGGGUGAAGUUUGAAUGGAAACCUGCUUCGAGUCUGCGGCGCUGGUUAGCGGUUUGUGGAAUCAUAUUUGUAUUUUUAUUGGCAGAGCUCAAUACUUUUUACCUCAAAUUUGUUCUCUGGAUGCCACCGGAACACUACCUGGUCCUGUUACGCCUUGUCUUUUUUGUGAAUGUGGGAGGUGUGGCCAUGAGGGAGAUCUACGACUUUAUGGAUGACUUGAAAUUCCAUAAGAAGCUGGGGCAGCAGGCAUGGAUGGUUGCUGCUAUUACAGUGACAGAGUUUCUUAUUGUUGUGAAAUACGACCCGUACACCAUAACGUUGCCUUUACCGUUUUAUGUCACACAAUGUUGGAUUCUGGGUAUCGUUCUUGUUCUGACGUGGACAGUGUGGCGCUUCUUCAUUAGAGAUAUUACACUGCGCUACAAAGAAAUACGACAGCAAAAACAGCACAGGAAUGAAGAGGAAAAAUCCCAUCGCAAUGGGGACGUGAAUUCUGAAAAGGACACGAAUAAACACAAAAAGCACUAAAACAACUUUCUGCCUCUGCGCUCAGCUCCAUGUUACUGAACAACAAUUGUACUUUUUAUAUUUUAAUGGAUACUUCUACUGCUAUUUAAUAAUGAAACGCCUAAACCUCAUUAUGUUUUUUUUUUUGUUUUGGUUUUUUUUUCUCCUUUUUUUUUUGUGGAAUAUAAACCCGGAGCUUGAAGAGAUCAAUUCUGCUGAUUGCACAAGGCAACAAUUAUGUAUUUUCCAAUUUGGGAGCCGUGUCCUUAUAUUUUUUUUUUUUAGUGUCUGAAGAAGAAUAUUUGCUGUUUUUCAUGUAGCAAGGGUUCUCAGACUGUAAGCCGUGGGGUUAUGUAUAUUUGUUAGAUAUUUCCAGAAAUCCGCUAGUUUAUUUAAGGG